AUAACGAAAAAACAAAACAAAAACUGAAGAAAAGAUCAGAAACAUUCGAUAGUUUGGCAGUGUGAGGCGGUGGUAGAGUGUUUACCGAGCAUGCAGUGAACUCCUGUGUUACAGAUGCAGCUGAGCAAGGCAGGAGAAAGUGAGGCUGCCAAGGGACCCCUUCCGGAAGGAGCUGCCUGUUAACGCUGUGAGCAUCAUCAGACUCGGGCAGCUACACGGACGAGGCAGUGACGUUUGAGGAUGUGGCUGUGAACUUCACCAUGCAGGAAUGGGCUUUGUUGGACCCAUCUCAAAAGAAGCUCUACCGAGAUGUGAUGUGGGAAAAUUUUAGAAAUGUUACUGCCAUAGGAAGAAAAUGGAAUGAACAGCAAGUUGAAGAUGAGAACAAAAAUUACAGGAAACGUCUAAGAAGUGCAGAGGUAGAUAAAUGCUCUCAAAAUAAAUUAUGGUAUCAACAAGGAGAAAUUGUAUCUGUGAUUACCAAGACAAAUAUGCACCUAAAACUGCUUGGUAUAAAACCAGGUGAAAGCCUCACAUGUGGAGAUCCUCUGAUCGGUCAUUCAUCAUCAACCACGCGCAUCAUACGCAACCCUGGACUCAAAUCAUACAAGCUCCGUGGAUUGAAACAAAAGCUGUCUAACUGUGACAGACAUGGGAAAACUUCCACUGGCUUGCAGUCCUUCCAGAAAUAUGCAGAGACAAAUCCUGAAGAAAAGCCCUGUGGAUAUAAGCAAUGUGGACAGUCCUACUCUGCUUUCUCUGAAGGAAGUAGUAAUGCUGAAGAGAAAUCCUUUGCAUGUAAGCAAGAUGUGCAAGCUUUCAGUACAUGCAACAGUGUUCAAAUCCAGGAAAGAAAUCACAGGAGGGUAAAUACCUAUAUAUGUAUACAAUGUGGAGAAGGUUUGAAUUCUUACCAGGAUAUUCAGAAACAUGAAACAGCUCACACUAGGACAGAAUCCUAUGUAUAUAAACACAAGUGGAAAUCCUUAAAUGAGAACACUCCAUUUGGUAACCACAAAAGGACUCACACUGGGGGAAACCCCUACAUAUAUAACCAACAUAGGAAGGCUUUCAGCAUACAGAGUUGUGGUCAGAUGCGUGAAAGGAUUCAUAAUGGGAAGAAACCCCAUGUAUGUAAGCAAUGCGGGAAAGCUUUCAGGACACAGAGUCAGUAUAAAAUACAUGAAAGGACUCACACUGGGGAGAAACCCUAUGUAUGUAAGCAGUGUGGGAAAGCUUUCAGCACAAUUGGUAAUUGUCAAAAACAUGAGAAAACUCACACUGGGGAGAAACCUUAUGUAUGUAAGCACUGUGGGAAAGCUUUCACCACAAACAGUUAUUGUCAAAUACAUGAACAAAUUCACACUGGGGAGAAACCCUAUGUAUGUAAGCAUUGUAGGAAAGCUUUCGCCACAAACAGUGAAUGUAAAAUACAUGAAAGGACUCACACUGGGGAGAAACCCUAUGUCUGUAAGCAAUGUGGGAUAGCUUUCAGCAUAUAUGGCAAUUAUCAAAAACAUGAAAGGACUCACACUGGGGAAAAACCCUAUGUAUGUAAACAGUGUGGGAAAGCUUUCACCACACAUAAGAAUUGUCAAAGACAUGAACGACGUCACAGUGGGGAGAAGCCCUACGUAUGUAAGCAUUGUAGGAAAGCUUUCGCCACAAACAGUGAAUGUAAAAUACAUGAAAGGACGCACACUGGGGAAAAACGCUAUGUAUGUAAGCAGUGUGGAAACGCUUUCAGGACACGUGGUCAUUGUCAACUACAUGAAAGGACUCACACUGGAGAAAAACCCUAUGAAUGUAAACAAUGUGGGAAAGCUUUCAGUGGACAAAGUAAUUGUCUACUACAUGAAAGAAUUCACACUGGGGAGAAACCCUAUGUAUGUAAGUACUGUGGGAAAGCUUUCAGCACACACAGUUAUUGUAAAAUACAUGAAAGAAUUCACACUGGGGAGAAACCCUAUGUAUGUAAGUACUGUGGGAAAGCUUUCAGCACACAUAGUACUCGUCAAAGACAUGAAAGAAUUCACACUGGGGAGAAACCCUAUGUAUGUAAGCACUGCGGGAAAGCUUUCAGCACAUAUAGUGCUUGGCAAAUACAUGAAAAAGCUCACAGUGGUGAGAAACCCUAUGUGUGUGAGCAAUGUGGGAAAGCUUUCAGCAGAAAGAGUUAUUGCCAAAUACAUGAAAGAGCUCACAGUGGGGAGAAACCCUAUGUAUGUAAGCAAUGUGGGAAAGCUUUCAAGACACACAAUAGUUAUCAAAGGCAUGAGAAGAAUCAUGCAGUAGAGAAAACUAUUAUGUGAGCAAGAUGGAAAUGCCUUUCAGUUAUUCAGUAAUCACCAUAGGCAAAAUUAAGAGAGUAAAUAACUUGGAAUUAUUAAAGUGACUGGCCCUGAUACGAAAGGAGAGUGCAGAGAAGCCCUUUUUAUGAGAUAUUAAGUCUCUCAGUACACAAUUAUUACAUAGCUGAAGGAAUUCAUAGAAGAGAAUCGACAUACGUGAACAGUGUGGGAAAUGUUUUAUUCUUCUCAGUGCAUUGAAGUUCCUGAAAGAAUCCCUAUGAGAGGGAAGCCAUAGGUAUGCAAUAAAGAUGUGGAACUCUUUUUUUCCCUACUUACCUUGAAAAUCAUGAAUAAACUCCCACUGAAGACAAAGCCUAUGUAAAUAAUGUGUUAAGCAUUUUAUGAUUCUCUUAACGUAAGAAAACAUGCACAAACUCAGGAUGUGAUUUAGUAUUAAUACCGAACGUGAGAAAGCUAAGAAUCAGAGUGACAGAGAUGGAGAGGUGUUUCAGGAAUGCGAUACACUGUUGCAAAGCACACCUACAGGGACAGUGUUCCUUCAGUACAUCUAAGGACGAAUGCAAUGAUGAGGUUGGAAUGUGCAUAAGGUUAAGAAUAAAAAAGCACCUUGCAAAAAAGAUAAUUAAAAAAACACCUUGCCUCCAAUUCUUCAAUACAUGGUCUUUAAGGGACACAUUACAUGCAAACCAUUGACUUAGUUGUAUGGGUAAAGUGAAGUUUAUUCAUAUGAUGAAAUUUUAUUCAGUCUUAAAGGCAAUCCUUUAUUUGUGACAGUGUAGAUUAACCAAGAGGUGAUUAUGUGGAAUAUGCAACGUACAGACAAAGCUUGAGCAUCUUUGUUUUUAGCAUCUAAAAUUGACAACUUUUAAGCUUAGAGUUCUGUGAUGGUUGCCACCUAUUUGGUUGGGGAAGUUGAGAGAUGUUAAGGAGAAAGCACAGUGUUUCUCUUGUAGAGUAAAAUGGUACAGAUCCCAUAGUGCCUAAAGUGAUCGAUGCAGUGCUAUGUAGAAUUACAACAAUUUGAUAAAAGAUGUCUUUGUGUUUUCUCCGUAUACCCAAAAGGUGAUUGUGUUAGAUGACACAAAUGCUAAAGGAAGAAUGUGGUAAUUUUAUGAUAUAAACAGUAAUAUUGC
This is a messenger RNA of Fukomys damarensis (Damara mole-rat), 3445 nucleotides long. Its product is annotated as zinc finger protein 709-like. NCBI's taxonomy places the organism in Eukaryota, Metazoa, Chordata, Mammalia, Rodentia, Bathyergidae. The record is from RefSeq and is a predicted model, not a curated record. Gene Ontology annotation, biological process: negative regulation of transcription by RNA polymerase II. The coding region runs from base 261 to 2312 and encodes 683 amino acids. The transcript is spliced from 4 exons. Gene Ontology annotation, molecular function: DNA-binding transcription repressor activity, RNA polymerase II-specific.